AUGAAGUCACAAAAACAAUUUCAUGAUUGGAUUAUUAAAGAACCACUUGGUAGUGGAACAUAUGGGAAUGUAUUUCGUUGUUUGAAUAUAAAAACAAAUAAGAGUGCUGCAAUAAAAAUCAUUAAUGAAGAAAGUAGUGCAUUAAAUGAAACUACUAUUAUUAAAAAUCUACAAGGAAAUGAAGGUAUUAUUCAAUUUUUUGAAUGUGGAUAUGAAUUACAUGGAUAUUGUUUAGUAUUUGAAUUACACAUAAUAAAUCUUAAUCAACUUCGAUUAAAUCAACCAACAUCAAGAUUCUCUUCACAAACAUCUUUUAGAUUAUUAUUUAAAAUGAUAAAAAUUGGUUGA
This is a messenger RNA of Entamoeba dispar SAW760, 348 nucleotides long. RefSeq lists its product as uncharacterized. Gene Ontology annotation, molecular function: protein kinase activity; ATP binding. Gene Ontology annotation, biological process: protein phosphorylation. The record is from RefSeq and is a predicted model, not a curated record. NCBI's taxonomy places the organism in Eukaryota, Evosea, Mastigamoebida, Endamoebidae. The transcript is spliced from 2 exons. Bases 1 to 348 code for a protein of 115 amino acids.